Octopus bimaculoides (California two-spot octopus) is the source of this 919-nucleotide messenger RNA. RefSeq lists its product as uncharacterized. NCBI's taxonomy places the organism in Eukaryota, Metazoa, Mollusca, Cephalopoda, Octopoda, Octopodidae. The record is from RefSeq and is a predicted model, not a curated record.
UACUUAACACACACACUCAUUCACAGGUAAGCCCUCCCCUACACACACACACAGUGAUUAUACAUAAAAAGCAAGGAGAUAUUGGUAACGGUCUUUAUUUAUUAGAUUACGAAGCGACCCACGCUUUAUUUUAAGCCCGUACUCGGUUACAAUAUUAAACACGAGCAAUAAAUUAUCCGAAAUGGGUGGAGAGGAGGAAACGUUAACGCAGUGAGGGCGGGUUGCGCGAGUGCGCAUGAGUGUGCGCUCCCGUCAUUAAUUAUAGGUGUAUGUGUGAGUGUACGUGUGUACGUGUGUGUGCGUGUGUGUGUGUGUACGUGUGUGUGUGUGUGUGUGUGUGUGAGCGACACAAAACUUUUGUGAAAGAUUAUAAAGAAGCCAAAUCGAAUCGCAACCAAGGAUUGAGAAUUUGCAUCGCUCUAUAAAUAUUCCGUAGAUUUCGGAAAAUCUUCAUUUAGAUCAGAACUCUUCUUGCAACAUGUCUCUUCGGCUCAGUCUAUUUCUCGUUUCUGCUGUAAUUCUUUUAUCAAUAGCAAAUGCAGCAAAAUGCAACAGACAUAAUAUGCACGCAUGUCUCGGAGGAAAUGGUAAAAGAAGUUCGAUGGAUGUGUCAAACCGUGACGAACAGUUGAUGAAAAUCCUUUCGAGAGGAUUAGAUCAACGGGCCAUACGAAGUGAAAUUGAUGACGACACAGUUCUUCCCCUAGAAAAGACUUACGAACGAGCAGUGAAACAGAACGAUUUUUCACCCGUAAUUAAGAGACUGGCGAAAAUCAUUUUGUCUGAAGAAUCGCAGAACUGAAAACAGACGAAAACCAACCAAUACCGAAACCAAAAAUUCAGCAAAAAACAAAACUACAAAUCACAUCAGUAAAAUAAUAAAAUUUUAAAAAAAUAAUUAUGAUAUCAUGAACAUGAA